AUGGAUUCACUAAACCACCUCAUCCUCACAGAGGCACCUCCUCUAGAUCCCGCUUGGCUGGCAUUUGAGGAAGAAGCAAAAGCCAAAGGCCCAAAGAAGACGUACGCUUCGCCCCUCGACCGCCAACCCGUCUACGCAGAAGAGUGCAGACAGUUAAACGCCCACAUGCUGGCCCCCGGCAACCCUUACCAUUCCCUCUCGAGCGUCACGGUGCAGCCACUCACCGCCCCUUCGAGUCUUGACCAGCAUGCCAUCCCGGUCCUCCGCUUCUCCGACAAGAACGCCAACGGCGACGGGAUUGUUGUGGUGUACUACCACGGCGGCGGGCUCUACGUCGGCGAGGCGGACAGCGAAGAGCUAUCAUGCAGACGCAUCGCCAAGGAAUUCGAGGGUGCGACGGUGUAUUCUGUAGGAUACAGACUCAUGCCGGCAUUCCCCGCCUCAACCUGCGUCGCCGACUCAAUCGACGCCUUCCACCACAUCCGCUCUCUCCACUCCUCCACGAUCAAACUCAUCAUCAUCGGCUCCUCAAGCGGCGGCCAGCUCGCCGCCGCCGUCUCGCAGGCCGUCCCACGCGGAACGUUCCACGGCGUCCUCCUACGCUGCCCAGUCACGAGCGACGGCGGGAGCUCCCUGGACUUUGUACCCCCUCACCUCCGGUACGCCUACACCUCUCCCUCUUUGCCGUCCUUCGUCACGAGUCUUCUCGGCGUGUUUAGCCGCGCCGUGCCGCGGGACGGGCUGGAGAGGAUGCCGCUCGAGGCGUCGGUGGAGACGCUGGGCGCGCUACCGAGGACGUGGGUGCAGGUUUGUAGUAAUGAUACGUUGUACUCUGACGGGGUUUGCUAUGCGAUGGCGCUGGCGGGGGCGGGCGUCGAGGUGAGGGUUGAGGUUGUGAGGGGGUGGCCGCAUACUUUUUGGUUGAAGGCGCCUUGGUUGGCGAGGGCUGUUGAGGCGGAGGGGGAGAUGGUUGCUGGGUUGAGGUGGGUUCUUGGGGUUUGA
Colletotrichum orchidophilum is the source of this 1002-nucleotide messenger RNA. RefSeq lists its product as uncharacterized. NCBI's taxonomy places the organism in Eukaryota, Fungi, Ascomycota, Sordariomycetes, Glomerellales, Glomerellaceae. The transcript has a single exon. Bases 1 to 1002 code for a protein of 333 amino acids. The record is from RefSeq and is a predicted model, not a curated record. Gene Ontology annotation, molecular function: hydrolase activity.